AUAACGGAGGAGGCUCUCCAGUCCAUGUUGAGAGUGUAAACUCUGUUAUUUCAUGUUUAGGAGCAGAGGAGCGGACAGUAGGAGACAGUAGACCAGAAGCCAUUCAUGUGAUAUUGUCUUCUGCAGCAGACGAGCGCUGAGUCAUCUGGAGAAACACACCUGAGGGAGACGUGCAGAGAGAUUGGACAGUGUCGUUUCCCAGCACAGAAGGAAAAGGACGAAGUUACGUAACGCUGUGAGACGUAAACGCACGUGAUUCUUCAACGUGUAACAGCCGGCUGAGGGAAGUCCAUAUACGGUCAGACAGGUGUGUCUGCAGGUUCACAGCUGUGCUGGGACAGUUUGACCUGCAGAGACAGAGACUCACAGAGACAGAGACAGACAGUCGUUGUCACUGAGCGAGAGGUGAAAUGGAGCAGGAAGGAGUUCAGCUGGACCGGGAAGCCUUCUCUUGUUCCAUCUGUCUGGAUCUACUGAAGGAUCCGGUGACUACUCCCUGUGGACACAGCUACUGCAUGAACUGUAUUAAAAGCCACUGGGAUGUAGAGGAUCGUAAGUACAUCUACAGCUGUCCUCAGUGCAGGAAGACGUUCACACCGAGGCCUGUCCUGCUGAAAAACACCAUGUUAGCAGAUUUAGUGGAGGAGCUGAAGAAGACUGGACUCCAAGCUGCUCCUGCUGAUCACUGCUAUGCUGGAGCUGAAGAUGUGGCCUGUGAUGUCUGCACCGGGAGAAAACUCAAAGCUCACAAGUCCUGUCUCAUCUGUCUUGUCUCUUUCUGUGAGAAACACCUUCAGCCUUUUUUUGAAUCAGAGACAUUCAAGAAACACAAGCUGGUGGAGCCGUCCAAGAAGCUCCAGGAGAACGUCUGCUCUCGUCAUGAUGAGGUGAUGAAGAUUUUCUGCCGUACUGAUCAGCAGCUUAUCUGUUAUCUCUGCUCUGUGGAGGAACAUAAAGGCCACAACACAGUCUCAUCUGCAGCAGAGAGAGCUGAGAGGCAGAGAGAGCUCGAGGGGAGUCGACAAAACAUCCAGCAGAGAAUCCAGGACAGAGAGAAAGAUGUGAAG
Messenger RNA from Perca fluviatilis (European perch), 1067 nucleotides. Its product is annotated as E3 ubiquitin/ISG15 ligase TRIM25-like. The transcript is spliced from 2 exons. NCBI's taxonomy places the organism in Eukaryota, Metazoa, Chordata, Actinopteri, Perciformes, Percidae. The record is from RefSeq and is a predicted model, not a curated record. Gene Ontology annotation, molecular function: zinc ion binding. The annotation marks the transcript as partial.